This is a messenger RNA of Contarinia nasturtii (swede midge), 1327 nucleotides long. Its product is annotated as myb-like protein W. The transcript has a single exon. The annotation marks the transcript as partial. The record is from RefSeq and is a predicted model, not a curated record. NCBI's taxonomy places the organism in Eukaryota, Metazoa, Arthropoda, Insecta, Diptera, Cecidomyiidae.
AUGAGUCAAUUUAAUAUUGAUACAUAUAAUAAGUAUAAAAAAUCUAUUGAGGAUAUAAAUAAAAAAUUAAUAAAUUACGAAGACAAAGUUAAUCGUCCACUUCCAACUGAUGCACAAGAAAAAUUACAAAGAAUUAAUGCAUAUAAAACUGAAUUAGCAAAUGCUUAUAACAACUAUAUUACAUAUAUAGGAGCAUAUAUAAACAAAUUUGACUAUAAAACGCAAGCAGAUUUUGGAAGGACGAUUGGAAACAUAAAAUUACGAAUUUUACGAGCAUUAAAAGCAUUGGAUUUGUCAUUGCAAUUACCAAAAAAUUAUGAAUUAAUAGACGUAAAUUUGAUUGACAGUACCGAAAUAGUUUUUAACGAAUCAUUAAAUUCCGAGAUUUUUGUUAGAAGUGCGGAACUUUUAAAUAACGCUACUUUAAUAACAGACGCAGAUGGCGCUGUUGGUGGUAAAACUUUAACUUCUAAUACAGACAAUCAAAACACAGACUUACUGACGAAUACAAACGAUCGAAUAAAUACAAACGAAGAAAUUAAUACAGACGAACAAUUUAAUACAAACGACAUAGCACCUAACGAAGAACAAACACAAAGCACAGUAAACAAAAUGGCCAUGACCAGAAAAGAAUUCCUGCGCUUAGCAGCCUCAAUGCUAAACAAAUACGACGGAAACCCAUUGCAAUUGAACGGAUUCAUUGACUCCGUCGAAUUGUUGAAAGAAAUGGUCGAAGAUGAUGACAAAGAUGUAUUUACAAAACUCGUAAAGUCCAGAUUAGAGGGCAUUGCUCGCGAAGCAAUUAACGACGAACCGGCGAAUGUUGAUGAAAUAAUCAGUGAUUUAAAAUCAAAUAUAAAAAUUGAUUCAUCAAAAGUGAUCGAAGGGCGCAUGUUAGCACUUCGCACAGAUAAAACUAAUUUGGUAAAAUUUUCAGAAAGAGCCGAAGAAUUAGCCGAAGAUUUCAGACGAAGCUUGUUAAUUGAAGGUUUUUCUAAGGCUAAAGCCAAAGAACUUUCAAUCGAAAAAACUGUCGAAUUAUGCCGAAAAAACGCGCGUAACGACACAGUCAAAGCGGUAAUUGCAGCAACUAAAUUCGAAUCACCGAAAGAGGUAAUAUCAAAAAUGAUUGUUGAAAUAAACAAUUUGAAACAAGAUAGACCGAGUACUUCAUACAAUAACCGUAAUAAGAACAACAAAUUUGACAAUCGUAAUAAAAAUAACUAUCACCGAAAUAAUUACAAUAAUAACAACAACAACAAUAACAGAAACAACAACAACGAUCGUGGAAAUCACAACAAUUCCAACAAUAACAACAACAACGGCA